AGUUCGCCGGUUAUUACAGUUUGAAAAUGUUCUCCUCGAUCUUCUCGAAACUAAAGAGUGCGGUGUCCUUCAAGGACCCAGAAGAAGCUGCCGGAGGGGAACGCGUCGGAAGUACUCCUGUCGUGCCUGCUCAAUUAGUCGAGUCUCCCAUGGGAGACAAACACACUGAAAAAGAGGCGGAGGCGACUCCGGAGAAGGAGAUCAGCGACAAAAAGGGCAGGAGGCAUUCCACUACUCCUGUUGCCGCUCCAAAGGGUGACAGCGAGCCGGUGGAAACUCCGAAUAAAUCCCCCGCUGCCAAGCUCGCUGAGAUGGCGACUGGUGGCGGCGAUGAGGGAGCUGAAGUGAAGAAGGGGAAGAAACGGAGAGGGAAGAAAAAGAAGACCGACACUUCUGAGCGAUCAAUUGAGGAGCAGGCAGCUGGUGCGGCUAAGGCGGUGCCGAAGAAGGAUGGUGGGAGUGGAAAAGAGAAGACUGACGCAGAAUUAGAGAAGGAGAAUGCAAAGCUGAUGGCGGAAAUUACUAAAGUUACCCGAAAAUACCGCACUCAGCAGGAGGAGAUAGCCAAGGCCAAUCGAGAAAGGAAGGCGGCUCUCUCUGUAGCCGCUCAGCUGUACCAGAUUGGCAUGGCCAUUGAACCAGAGCCUCCUCGAGCCCGCACUGACUCUUUCGCUCUACCUAAGCUGCCAGCAAUGGGUGAACAAACCAGAAGGGGAGCUGAGACGGCUAGGGUCAGCGGGUAUAGCCGUCGGGAGAGCCAACAGCAAGGACAGUCCCACUUCUUGAUGGAAGGGUCUGAUGCUAAGCGUUCCUCUACUGCUGAUAGACCGACGACUGACCUCAAUCAUUUAAUCAAAGAAGCAAAGGCUCGCCAAGCACUCCUCAGAGCGCAGUCACAGACGAAAUUAGCGGGCGAUAGUAGCGGAAAGUCUAACCCGGAGGAUGUGCGUAGUCGCCUUCGUACGGGCAAUACAAAGCAAGAUCUAGAGGCUGCUAUUAAGGAGGCCAAGGAUCUGGGUAUGACGUAUGAGGUGACUCUGGCUGAGAAGAAACUGGAGGGAAUAGAAGGAUGAUUUUCGAGGUGUUUUAUUAACCUGCUUAUGCAGCUCAGACUUACGAUA
Molecule: messenger RNA, 1121 nt
Organism: Perkinsus marinus ATCC 50983
Lineage: Eukaryota; Perkinsozoa; Perkinsida; Perkinsidae
Product: Cylicin-2, putative
Exons: 9
Coding region: 27-1073 (348 amino acids)
Source: RefSeq, a predicted model, not a curated record